AAUCAGGCUCAUCCGUUCUUGAGGCGCCUCUAAAGCCAUCCAUUCGCGGAAUCUUCCUCACCUCGCUCGCCAUGUCGGCCGUGCGGCAGCGACUUUCCGCUGCCAUCCAAUCAAACCGCCGCUUGAUUCGCGCAUUUGCACGGCCCAACGAUCAGAUCUCGAGGUCGAUUGCCACUCUGCCCUCUGCUGCCGCCACCGCUCUCCCUGCGGCAUCGCAAGCGUUGCAUGCGUGCUGCAGCAGCACCCAUGCGCACAUACACUCAAGCAGCGUGGCGGCAGCAGCGGCGGGUGGCGGGCGGAUGAGGCAGGCGAUGCAGGCGAGGGUGAGCGAGUGUGAGGUGGGAGCGCCACUAAGGACUGGUGGGCACAGCAUGCAGCAGCUCAGAUGCUUCACCACGCCUGCAGCGCUGGCGUCAGCAUGGGGGUCAGCAUCGAGGGUAGCGGCGUCAUCUGAAGCACCCUCUGCGCCCGCCUCACAUGCCACACUCGAGGAGGGAGAAGAGAGCAUCGAGGUGACGUUUGUGCAGAGGGACGGCAGCGAGGCAGUGGUGCAGGUGCCAGUGGGCACCAACGUGCUGCAGGCCGCACAUGACAAUGACAUCGACCUUGAAGGUGCAUGCGAAGCAUCACUCGCCUGCUCCACCUGCCACGUCAUCGUCAUGGACGAGGAGCAGUACAGCAAGAUGCCUGAGCCAACAGACGAGGAGAACGACAUGCUCGACCUCGCCUUCGGCCUCACAGAGAC
Messenger RNA from Closterium sp. Naga37s-1, 745 nucleotides. The record is from the annotation of a GenBank genome assembly. NCBI's taxonomy places the organism in Eukaryota, Viridiplantae, Streptophyta, Zygnematophyceae, Desmidiales, Closteriaceae.